This is a messenger RNA of Condylura cristata (star-nosed mole), 1752 nucleotides long. RefSeq names its product T-cell leukemia homeobox 2 (gene TLX2). NCBI's taxonomy places the organism in Eukaryota, Metazoa, Chordata, Mammalia, Eulipotyphla, Talpidae. Gene Ontology annotation, molecular function: RNA polymerase II cis-regulatory region sequence-specific DNA binding; DNA-binding transcription factor activity, RNA polymerase II-specific. The transcript has 3 exons. The record is from RefSeq and is a predicted model, not a curated record. Bases 537 to 1391 code for a protein of 284 amino acids. Gene Ontology annotation, biological process: animal organ development; regulation of transcription by RNA polymerase II. Gene Ontology annotation, cellular component: nucleus.
GCCCCUCCCGUGCUGAGCCUGGUUCCUAACACCCUCGCCGCCUCCCUCACAACCUCACCAUUGCCCGCCGGCCAGACUUCCCAGAGCUUGGCGCAAACAGGCGUCUCUUUCCCUUUAACGGGUCCGGCCCCGCCCCUGCCCUACCCCCAGGCCCUCUGCCCACCCCAGGCUGAUCUGUCAGUCACUGCCCCAGCCCGCGCCCGUCAACCUUCUCCACCCUGGACUCGCUCACAGCCGCCGGCAGCCCAGCAUCCAUCUGCGCUUCAGAACCAGCAAGGACGCUCCUGGGGCCCCUGCAGGUCGCGCUCCCCCGGGAUGCGAGUCCCUGCUCCGACGCCCGGCAGCGGCCGGCACGGGUGCGGCUAUUCUGGACGCCCUGGGAUGAAGCUGUCUUGGGGGCCCCGGCGCCCUGCGGUGGCCAGACCCGCAGGCCCCUGAGGCCGCCGCCCCGAGCGCGCCGCAGCUGGGCUCCCGGAGCUGCCUGGUGCGCUUUCCCCAACAGUGGCAUCUCCUGCUGUCCUUCCUGACUCGGACCCAUGGAGCCAGCGGUGCUGGCCUCGCACAACCACCCGCACCACGAACCAAUCAGCUUUGGCAUUGAUCAGAUCCUGAGCUGCUCAGAAACCCCCGGGAGCGGCCUAGGCCCGGGUCGUGCGGGCCAGGGCCAUGGGGAGAGUGCGGCAUUCUCGGGUGGAUUUCACGGAGCCUCAAGCUACGGCCCCGCGGGCUCUCUGACACCGCUGCCUGGCAGCUCCGGCGUGGGUCCGGGCGGUGUGAUUCGCGUCCCGGCGCACCGUCCUCUGCCUGUACCGCCGCCCGCGGGAGGCUCGCCUGCGGUGCCUGGACCCUCGGGCUUGGGCGGCGCCAGCGGCCUAGCCGGACUCACCUUCCCAUGGAUGGAUAGCGGCCGGCGCUUUGCCAAGGACCGGCUCACAGCCGCGCUUUCGCCCUUCUCUGGGACGCGCCGCAUAGGGCACCCCUACCAAAACCGGACCCCGCCGAAGCGGAAGAAGCCGCGCACGUCCUUCUCCCGCUCGCAGGUGCUGGAGCUGGAGCGGCGCUUCCUGCGCCAGAAGUACCUGGCCUCGGCCGAGAGGGCGGCGCUGGCUAAGGCCCUGCGCAUGACCGACGCACAGGUCAAGACGUGGUUCCAGAACCGGCGCACCAAGUGGCGGCGCCAGACGGCUGAAGAGCGCGAGGCGGAGCGGCACCGCGCGGGCCGCCUGCUCCUGCACCUGCAGCAGGACGCGCUACCGCGGCCACUGCGGCCGCCGCUGCCCCCGGACCCGCUCUGCCUACACAACUCGUCACUCUUCGCGCUGCAAAACCUGCAGCCCUGGGCCGAGGACAACAAGGUGGCUUCGGUGUCCGGGCUUGCCUCGGUGGUGUGAACAACGCCUGUCCGACCCGCUGAGCGCUCCUUUUCUAAACCUAGGCGCCGCGUCGCGCCAGCCCCAGGCCUGGGGCAAGGGGGCACGCGGUUGUCCACGCUGUGGUUUUGUAGCAGCGGAGCCUGUGAGAAGCAGCUGACUUGCUGCCUAUCGGCUAGGAUUCCCCUGCCACCCGCGGGUUGAGCGUUUGGCCGGCGCGCUGAGACGCUGCCUUUCCCGCCACUUACACUUGACGGCUGCGCCACUGCUGGAACCUGAGCCGCUGAGGGGGUGGGACUGCAGUAACUAGCCUGUGAGGUGCGAGGAGGAGGGCGGGCUGGCCAACCCGAGCUGUUGUCCCGAAGUUCUCCCGCCGGUGGGU